Columba livia (rock pigeon) is the source of this 930-nucleotide messenger RNA. It is a transcript of the gene NDUFV2, whose product is annotated as NADH:ubiquinone oxidoreductase core subunit V2. Lineage: Eukaryota; Metazoa; Chordata; Aves; Columbiformes; Columbidae. The record is from RefSeq and is a predicted model, not a curated record. Gene Ontology annotation, molecular function: NADH dehydrogenase activity. The transcript is spliced from 8 exons. The coding region runs from base 131 to 868 and encodes 245 amino acids. Gene Ontology annotation, biological process: mitochondrial electron transport, NADH to ubiquinone.
GCGGGAGCGCGCGCGCAGCCGGGCGUCGGCGACGCAUGCGCGGGGCCGGUCUCCUUGGCGCCGCGCGGAGGGCGAGCGCAGGCCUCAAGGAGAGGGGAUCGCGGGGCUUGUUGCCUCUGUGGCCGCCGUCAUGUUCUUGUGUGCUUCCCUGCGGGCUGCGGCCGCACGCUCGAUAAGACAAAUCCGAUCUUUACAUAGAACAGCAGUGUGCAAUUCCAGUGGAGGAGCCUUAUUUGUGCACAGAGAUAGUCCUGAAAAUAAUCCAGAUACUCCAUUUGAGUUCACGCCUGAAAACCAGAAGCGAAUAGAAGCCAUUGUAAACAGCUACCCGGGGGGCCACAAGUCUGCAGCUGUCAUGGCAGUACUAGACUUGGCCCAACGACAGCAUGGAUGGUUGCCCAUAUCAGCUAUGAACAAGGUUGCUGAAAUUUUAGAAAUGCCUCCCAUGAGAGUGUAUGAAGUAGCAACCUUCUAUACAAUGUAUAAUCGCAAACCUGUUGGGAAAUACCAUAUUCAGGUCUGCACUACCACGCCUUGCAUGCUGCGAGACUCUGACAGUAUUUUAGAAGCCAUUAAGAAGAAACUUGGUAUAAAAGUUGGAGAAACAACACCUGAUAAACUCUUCACGCUGAUAGAAGUGGAAUGUUUAGGUGCUUGUGUAAAUGCACCGAUGGUACAAAUAAAUGACAAUUACUAUGAAGAUUUGACACCCAAAGAUAUUGAAGAGAUAAUUGAUGAGCUAAAGGCUGGCAAGGUUCCCAAACCUGGCCCAAGGAGUGGACGUUUUUCUUGUGAGCCAGCUGGUGGCCUUACUUCUCUGACUGAACCACCCAAAGGACCAGGUUUUGGAAUUCAAGCUGGCCUCUAAGGAUUUUUGUAAUAUAACAUGAACUGCCUGAAAAUAAUAAAAUAACUUUAAUCUCAGUAAAA